AUGUUUGCGCUGGAUGCUAGAGAGAUAAUUUCAGAUGAUUUAAGGAAUCCCUUGGUCGCCCCCCACUUGGAUUUCCUGCCGGAAGAUGCACAUGGCAAAGGCAUAUUCAAGACUUCACAGUCAGCGAAGUGGCUCAAACAUCUGGCGCCAGAUAUACGUGUACAAAUGGUGGCUUAUAACAAGAAACACUACUAUACUUAUGAGCCGGUCCAACUCAAGAAUGACAAUAUCAUUAUUCCCAUAUUUUUCUACACACUUCAAUCUAACACCUUUGCAAAAUGCUACAAGCCACAAAUUACAUCAAACCGGCACAACUCUACGGUGAAGAUAGCUAUUGCCAGUGAUAUCUUAUAUGAUGAUCCUGAUUUACAAGAAAUCAACUUGGACGAUUUUGAUCUUCUCUAUUCUGAAAUUGUUUCAAGUGAUGGUCUAAAACUAUUGGAAUACUGCGGGAACUUGCUUUAUGAGCAAAACAGUGAAGGCACAAUUAAGCUACCAAAUCCUUGGAGGGAGAAAGCCAAUGGGAGGAUAAUUCGACACGUACCCGUGAACAUGUAUUGUGAUGAUACUUCUGGAAAUAAAUCAAAGAAGUGGAACAAACACAUCUCUUAUUACUUUACACUCUCCGGAUUACCUCCAAAUCUCUCAAAUCAACAAUUCAACUGCCAUUUCUUGUGCACUUCUAACAUUGCUGGAGCUCUGGACCUUGGAGAGAUUGUGGUCCAACAGUUAAAUGAGAUGGUGAAUGAUGGAUUUGAAGCAUAUGACAUGAUUCUGUCUCAAAAUGUUCUUGUUAUGGCUCCACUGUUAUGCUUCUUGGCCAACUCUCCGAUGCAAGCUGAGAUAACCAACACUCCUGUCCCUGGACCUUCGUUGAAUCCCUGUCGAGUUUGUGUCCUCAGUUCCAAAACAAUCAAAGACAGGAAUACACUCGGUUACAUUUCAAGAUUCGUAAAUAAAAACACUCAUGGAUCAAAUCAUCCCAAUAAUCUGAGAACUACAGAAAAAACAAUUAAAGACAGUGAAGAGGUUUGGAGAUACGUCAAAGAAAAUGCACUCACACUGAAUUUGGAAAAGUUGAAUGAAAAAUCGGCUGAGUUUGGAAUUCGAGAUCAAACGAACCGCAAGUUUGCAAAACAAAUCAUUUCAUUCAGAGAGAAAAAGAAAGAAUUGCUCUUAGAUGGAAAGGAAAUACCGCCGGACAUGGAUCAACCUAUUCCUCAAGACUUGGUUGAUUUAGAAUCAAAAGAUAAAACACAGGUUCUCAGUCCUUUUCUGAAAUUAAAAGGCUUGUGUUUUGAUAUGGUCAGGGACACCCCAGUUGAAAUUUUACAUGUCUUCUUGCUUGGAAUUGUCAAGUACCUAUUUACAGAAUUCAUGAGUAGAUUAGAUUAA
This is a messenger RNA of Puccinia graminis f. sp. tritici CRL 75-36-700-3, 1395 nucleotides long. RefSeq lists its product as uncharacterized. Bases 1 to 1395 code for a protein of 464 amino acids. The transcript has 6 exons. The record is from RefSeq and is a predicted model, not a curated record. Lineage: Eukaryota; Fungi; Basidiomycota; Pucciniomycetes; Pucciniales; Pucciniaceae.